AUGUCUUCUGCAGUAGCUGAACUGGAGAACCUUCUCCAAUCCAUGCUGGCCCUCAAGCCGCCUGGCGUAUCUGGCUCAAAGAUUGGUGGCAUCACAAACUUGUGCAAUGCCAACGUGCAGAAUGAAUCAGUUCUCAUCCAGAAGAUUUACACUCACUUCAAGAAGGCCCCCGGCUCUCACAAGCUGGGUGUGCUUUAUGUGGUAGACUCAGUAACUCGCCAAUGGGUAGAGGCUGCGCGCAAGGCCGGCCAGGUUCCUGGCGGUGAUGCGCCGGAUGGAACUUACGCCGCUGGUGUCAAGCGUGUCACUGAUCUCUUGCCCAUCUUGAUGACAGAUAUCAUCAAUAACGCCCCCCAUGACCAAAAGGACAAGAUCAAAAAGCUAGUCGACAUCUGGGAACGUGGUGCGACUUUUCCGGCCCCGAUGCUCGCUUCGUUCAAAGAGAAGCUGAACGCUGCUCAAAAUGUCGAAUCGAACACCCCCGAAGGAUCCCCUGCACCGAACGCCAACCCGAUCGGAAUCCCGCAACAAUCGGCGACACCUGAUACCUCGAGCAUCCUGAAAGCUUUGGCCGAUAUGGCCAAGCAGAACACUACCGCGCCUGCUGCACCUUCCGCACUUGCGCCGGCCAACCCUCUGGGUGCUUUCAACUCGGCCUCUGUGACCCCUGCCAAUGAUCCAAGUUCGCAUAUGGCUGCUGCCAUGAAUGCACUCGGCGCCGGUGGACCUGUCGCGACUCCCUUUGCGGGUAUGGCCGGCAUGGCUCAGAACCCGGCUCUCCAGCCGCAGAGUCAAAGUGGAACUCCGAUCUCGAUGCCCGCCGCGAACCCGCUGACCUCAAUGCUUCCUCAGGCUGCGCAACCCGCCGCACCUGACUCAAACGCCAUGGCACAGCAGCUACAACUUCUCCAGAUGCUCGCUGCUCAGGGAAUCCCCCAGGACCAGUGGGGCACUGCCUUGCAGCUCUUCAGCAUGACCAACAACAAUGCCAUGGGCGGUAUGCCGGGUAUGCCUGGGAUGCCUGGAAUGCCUGCGAUGCCUGCGAUGCCCGGAGGACCGAUGGCUGGAUUCAACCCGAUGCAAGGACAGAACAUUGGUGGAUGGGGUCACUCGGACUCCCAGAACAAGGACGAUCGUGGCCGUGAAUACCCUCGCUCGCCGCCCACUGGAUAUCGUCGUCGUUCUCGUUCUCCGGGCUGGGAUAGACGCCGUACUGCUUCGCCCCCUCGCCGUCGUGACAGCCCUGUCUAUGGAGAAUAUGAAUCGCCUGGUCGUCGUGGAGACCCGCGUGAUGCUCGUGGCCGUCGUGGUAAUGAGUAUCGCCAGCGUAGCCCCCCUGGUGGCCGUGGCGGUAGACGUCGCUCGCCUUCGCCUGCUCGUAACAAGGAUCCCAACCUCCCUCCCCCUGGACCCAAGUUCAUUGAAUGGGACUAUUCGAUCGGCCAGGGUAUGAUUAAAGUCUUGAGCCGAACUCUUUUCGUUGGUGGUGUUACCUCCUCCGAGGCCCACCUGCGUCAACUCUUUGGUCAGUUUGGAAUUGUUCAGACUUGCAUUGUCAAUGUCGACAAGCGCCACGCUUUUAUCAAGAUGGUUAGCCGGACCGAUGCCAUGCAGGCACGUGAUGGAAUGGAAUCUUACCGUACUGGCGAGAUGCAACUCAGGACUCGUUGGGGUGUUGGCUUUGGCCCCCGUGACUGCAGCGAUUACCAGACUGGAGUCAGCAUUAUUCCGAUUGAGCGAUUGACCGAGGCUGACCGCAAGUGGAUGCUUUCGGCAGAGUAUGGUGGAACUGGUGGACGUCCCAUUGAAUCUGGAAUGAUUGUUGAAGAGCCCGAUAUUGAAAUCGGCGCAGGUGUCUCCUCCAAGGCUAUCAGCCGCCGCAUUGCCACUGACACUGGCGGCAAGCGGGGCCCAAUUUCCACUCGCACUAAUCCCAAUCCCCAGGACACUCGUUUCGGCGGUCGCCGUCCUGAGCGUGAUGGAUACGGUGGCGGUCCUCAGAUGGGUGGUGAACUUGACAUGCCUAAUAUGAACAAUCAGGGAGCCGCACCUGCAGUUCCUUCCUAUGGUUUCAACUUCGCUAGCAUGCCCAUGUUGCCCCCCGGAUUCAUGAUGGGUGGUGGUCAGCCCGGUAUGCCCGGUGCGCAGCCUCCUUCCGGUGGCCAGGGCAACUGA
Molecule: messenger RNA, 2175 nt
Organism: Penicillium roqueforti
Lineage: Eukaryota; Fungi; Ascomycota; Eurotiomycetes; Eurotiales; Aspergillaceae
Product: Nrd1 complex RNA-binding subunit
Exons: 5
Coding region: 1-2175 (724 amino acids)
Cellular component (GO): nucleus
Molecular function (GO): RNA binding
Source: RefSeq, a predicted model, not a curated record